Molecule: messenger RNA, 864 nt
Organism: Vanrija pseudolonga
Lineage: Eukaryota; Fungi; Basidiomycota; Tremellomycetes; Trichosporonales; Trichosporonaceae
Gene: BMT2
Product: 25S rRNA (adenine(2142)-N(1))-methyltransferase
Exons: 3
Coding region: 1-864 (287 amino acids)
Cellular component (GO): nucleolus
Molecular function (GO): rRNA (adenine) methyltransferase activity
Source: RefSeq, a predicted model, not a curated record
AUGCCCGCCAAGCGGCCUAGGAAGCGACCCAUCGCAUCAUCGGCUUCAGCAAAGGCAGGGUCCGCCACCAUCUCUCACAAGGUCGCCCAAGCCACCAUCUCCUCUUACCACACUUUGCUCAAGCAGCGAAGCGCCCUCCGCCGACAGCUUUCAAAGGCCGCUGGCACCGCAGACAUUGAUCUCCAAACUCGCCUUGGCAAAAUCGACGCACAACUCGAAUCUCUCGGAGGCAUCGAAGCGUACCAACAUGCAAGCUCCCUAGGCCAGUCCUCCCAACGUGGGGGCGACACAUCACGAGUUUUGAUCAGUUGGCUCAAUCAGCUGGGGUUGAACACCCCCGGCCCCAGUGCCAAGCCAAGGAUGCUAGAAAUUGGUGCUCUCACUCCGGACAACUACCAAAGCUGCUCCAGCUGGAUUGAGAACUCCCCUAUGGACCUCAACUCGCGCCACCCGGACAUCCUCGAGCAAGACUUCCUUCAGCGCCCCAUUCCCGCGACUGAGCAAGACCAAUUUGACAUCAUCAGUUGCAGCCUUGUGCUCAACUUUGUUGGAGACCCCGCGGAUAGAGGACGAAUGUUGAAGUUGUGUCAUGCCCAUCUACGAUCACGACCAUCGUCGCUGCUGUUCAUUACCCUUCCACUCCCAUGUGUCGCAAACUCUCGAUACAUGACUCAUGACCACUUCAAGCGAUUGGUAGGAUCGAUCGGCUUUACGCUGGUCGAGGAGCAGUGGCGUGAGAGCGGGAAGGUUGCUUGCUGGCUUUGGCGGUGGAGAGAGGACAGCGGCAUUCUGCCCGAGUUCCGAAGCAAGAAGCUGCUGAACGACGGGAAGAAGAGGAACAACUUCACGAUCUUGGUUGAGUAG